This is a messenger RNA of Ectocarpus sp. CCAP 1310/34, 3001 nucleotides long. NCBI's taxonomy places the organism in Eukaryota, Phaeophyceae, Ectocarpales, Ectocarpaceae. The record is from the annotation of a GenBank genome assembly.
GAGAUGUUGCGACGGCGGAGCCCCCAAUGUGACAGCGGAACAUCCCAAGCCAGCGGCCUUUACUUGACAACUGCUCACCGACCGCGACUCUGUGACACGCCACGCGCUCACGGGCGCGAUAACAUGUCACCAACAUGCGAAGCAGGGUUCUCUUGGCGGGAUGUCCACUGGAUGGCGCCUCUGUGGCAGCUUCUCGCUGCAUUGGAGCGCUUGUCGAGCCUUCAUCCCAUGUCGGUUAUAGCGCGGAAGCGACUAGACGUCUCCUUUUUAGACAUGGCACGAGCGUGUCGGCUCAGCCUGAAGGCCUUACUGUCAGGACAAGCUAGCGAGGCUGUUCGGAACGAGGCGUUGCGAAAAGUUGCACGCGCCUGGUCUCCGAUUCGCUCCGGUUCCAGCAGCAGCAGCAGCAGCCGGAGGAGAGGAUGUGGACCAACGCUGGCGCCGCCGCCGCCGCCGCCGUCCGCGCCGAUACGCGGCAACAGCAGAGCCGCCACCGCCGGACCCAUUGCGAAGGAGGCGGCGGAGGUGGCUCCGUUCCUAUCCGUCCGCACGGCGUUUGAUCUGUACCUGAAGGCUCUCGACCUCCCCCGAGGCAGCCUUGUGGUCUGCUCCGCCCUGACUAUCCCCGACAUGGUGACCAUUUUCGAGGAGCACGGGCUGGUCCCCGUACCCGUCGACCUUGACCCGGAGACCUUAGCACCUGAGCCCGGGGCGUUAGAGGCCGAGGUCGCGAUGUGUGGAGGCGGCGGCGGCGCGGAAAGCGGCGGCGAGCAGCAGCAGAAGCAGCGUGUGAGGGCGAUAUAUGUUGCUCACGUGUUCGGGGCCCAGGUGGACAUGACGCACAUCGUGGAAGCCGCUGCUCGCCACGGCCUCCUCCUGUGGGAGGACUGCGCCCAGAUGUUUACCGGCCUCGGGGGCUACCUCGGCCACCCCGACAGCGAUGCCGCCUUCUUCAGCUUCGGCGUGAUUAAGAGGGCGACUGCUUUCGGCGGCGGCAUCGCGCGCAUCCGUGAUGAUCAAGUCCUUCGUCCCAUGCUACGGGAGGAGGCCGAAUACCCAUCACAGUCCGCUGCGGCCUACCUUCGCCGGGUGCUCAAGUGCUGGCUGAUGCUGGCCCUUACGACGCCGCUGCUUUACGGCAUCAUCCUCCACACCCUGGCGGUCCUAGGCAUCGAGCACGACGAGGUGGUGAUGAAGCUCAGCAAGGGCUUCCCAAAGAAAGGGCUAAUGAGGGCAAUCAGACACCGGGCUUCCAUCCCCUUGCUGCAGAUGCUCGCCUGGAGAAUAUCCCGGUAUCCCACCGAAGGCGUCGAGAUCCGUCUGCGGCACUGCAACCGUAUGCUCAGCGUUCUCGAGGCCGCCUUGUCGCAGCGGCAGCGGCAACCGCAGCCGCCAAGAGCACUGCCGGCUCGGGGAGGAGGGGCGGCUCAAGAAGAUCCGUCGGCGCUAUCUGUCGGGGAGGGGGGAGAAGGAGGAGGAGGGGUGGGGGUGGGCGACGUUCUGCCGGGCGUCAAGGCUUACCGGCACACGCUCUGGUUGUACCCCGUGAUGGUAACGGGGGGUCCCGACAGGGCGAGCUACGUCGUGAGGGAUCUCUUGCGGGAGGGGUUCGACGCCACUCGAGCGCCGACCUCGCUAAUGCCCAUCGAACGGUGCACAACCACCAAAUACAAGGGGCCCGCCGACGGCGUGUCGUCGUCGUCGCCGUGUCGCACGCCGAGGUGCUCCGCGAUGAUGGACUCGUUGGUUUAUCUCCCGCUGGCCAACAACAUCCCGGACUCGGAGGUGGACAGGAUGGCUCUAGCGCUGGCGAGGUCGUUGUGGUCGUGCGGUUCUUCGGCGGCGCCGGGGGACGGCAGACUGGACUCAUGCGGCAGUCCCGCCAGCGGGCCACGCAAGUCGAGGGGAAACGGUAGCAGGGAGCGCACCGCGUUGGCCAGAAGCCUGGUGGCCUUCGCGUUUCGCUUGGAUGUGAUAGCCGUGUCGACGUUGUGCUUUAUGGUGUUGGCAGUAUCCUUCGUGAUUCUGACGUGGUUGCGGUGACCCAUACCUCCCUUGAUUGCUCGAUAGCAUGCUGCUCCUAAAUACAGAGGGGAAUGUGGAGUGUUGUAGAGAGACGCGCUCUCCCCCGCCACCCCUUCCUGAGUCACUUUGGUGGACUUCCCCGGAUGUUUUGACAAGACCGCUGUGUGUUGGUCAAGGUCGGAUUAGUAUGUAAGGCUGGGGUGCUAGAUGACGAUCGACUCCUUUCGAACCCUUUUCAGGAAACAUGUUGCGGCUGGUUUCUUGAUUUCUCUAGACGCGUCACCUAAAUGAUUACAAGGAACGGGGCGUUCGGUAUUUUCCCCCAUAUCCUCCUAUCCCGGAUGUAGCUACCGUUGGAAUUGUUGAGGGCGCGUCAGUUCUGUCGAUAGAUUUAGGGUCAUGUGGCUGGAAUUCUAGGUGUAGCUGGUUUUGCUGUGUACUUGGCUUCCGACUUGCUGGAGUGGUACUGUAGACGAGUUUGUUGUCACCGAGUUCAAGAAGCAUGGGGUUAUGGGAUUGUUUUAGUGAGGGUGCUACAUGUAGGUUUUGGAAGAGCUCGGGUUCGUUGCUCAUCAUCUUUGCUGACCCCUUUUAUUCGUUCAUAUAUGUAGUCCAGGGCUAACUAUGUACAGGAGGAACGUGGCUCGCUCGGAAUUGUUGUGCACGAGCUGCUCCGAUGUGUUCACAGACACGUGACCGUGUCAAGGCGAGCCAAGCUGCUCGACACUGCUGUAGUCUAGACGGGUUUAACGAGUGAAGAAGUGUAUGUGAUUCUGACAGGUUGGGAUUCUUGUAAAAUAGUCUGGUACAUCAGUAUUGUAAUGCCGUUUGACCCGUGUGUUAUCCGCAAAAUGCAUCGGUGCCUUGGUCGAAUCGGGUGUGAUCGAACUCACAUACAUAAUCAUCAUGUGCAUUGUACCUACGCGUCGUGUUGUUGUGUCUCAUUCGAGCCCUACGUCUGACGUGUAGAACGUCU